Messenger RNA from Zea mays, 656 nucleotides. Its product is annotated as characterized protein. The coding region runs from base 117 to 431 and encodes 104 amino acids. The transcript has a single exon. NCBI's taxonomy places the organism in Eukaryota, Viridiplantae, Streptophyta, Magnoliopsida, Poales, Poaceae. The record is from RefSeq and is marked predicted.
GCAAAUUAAAGAGGGAUCGGAUUGGAACUCGAUCGGAAGGAAGGUCCUGCAGGCCGGCUGGCCGGUCGUCGAUCGAGGAACCAAGCUGCUGCUGCUGCUACCGGACGACACCAACCAUGAUACGGAGGACGACGGUGUGCCUAGGCCUGCUGCUUCUACUACUGGCGGCGUCGACUGCGACGGCACAUUUCUCGAUCGGCGACGUGGACGAGUACUUGAACAGGCGCACGCAGGAGUCCCGCCACAGGAACCACGGCGGCGCGCAGAUCAAUGACCUCAUCUCCAGUGCUGCGCGCUUCCACGCCAACGUGGAUGCACGCGCGUAUGGUCGCCGCUCCAACCUGCAGCUGCAGGAGGAGGAAGCAGCAGCUACCGCGGGGCGUGUAACCAAAGCAGAAGAACAGGAGGCUUCUACUCAAGGUGGAGAUUAACCGCCCAAUUAUUGCAAUUGCAAUUCUCAUCACCCAUUUAUAUUUUCUGCCAUCAUUUAUUCUUCUUUUACACGCGUACGUGUGCGUACCCCGAUCCCAUCCUUUUUGGAUUAUUAAGCAUUGUCGAUGGAUUACUUAUAUUACUCUCUCUUUCUCUAUGUGUAUAUAUAUAUGUAAGCAAGCAUAUUUGGAUGUUUUAUAAUAUAGAAAUAUUUUCUUACACCC